This is a messenger RNA of Drosophila willistoni, 961 nucleotides long. It is a transcript of the gene Prosalpha4T2, whose product is annotated as proteasome subunit alpha type-7-1B. Gene Ontology annotation, cellular component: proteasome core complex; nucleus; proteasome core complex, alpha-subunit complex. The record is from RefSeq and is a predicted model, not a curated record. Bases 116 to 883 code for a protein of 255 amino acids. NCBI's taxonomy places the organism in Eukaryota, Metazoa, Arthropoda, Insecta, Diptera, Drosophilidae. The transcript is spliced from 3 exons. Gene Ontology annotation, biological process: ubiquitin-dependent protein catabolic process.
AUAGUCAAUCUCCUUUGAGACUCUUGACACUAUGAUAUUUAUUUAUUUUUCCAGUUGAUAUUAUUGUAAAAAUUCCAAUAUUGUAAAGAUUAAAAGCAUAUUUUCUAUAUUGAUUAUGGGCGAACGUUAUGAUAGUGCGGUGACCAUUUAUUCACCCGAUGGUCAUUUACUGCAAGUGGAAUACGCACAGGAGGCAGUACGCAAAGGAUCCACAGCGGUGGGCUUACGCACUGAUGAUUGCAUUUUGUUGGGUGUGGAAAGAAAGAUGCCUGGUGAUCUCCAGGAAGAGCGUUCAAUACGUAAGAUACGUUUACUUGACGAUCAUGUUAUAAUGACGUUUGCUGGCCUAACAGCCGAUGCUCGCAUAGUGUGUAAUCGUGCCCAAGUGGAGGCUCAAAGUCAUCGUUUGAAUUUUGAACGACCCGUUAGUGUGGACUAUAUGUCACGGUAUGUAGCAGAACUUCAGCAAAAGUAUACACAAAGCAAUGGUUGCCGUCCAUUUGGCAUAUCGUGUUUAAUUGGCGGAUUCGAUGACAAUGGCAAACCGCAUUUAUAUCAAACCGAACCGUCGGGCAUCUGUUAUGAAUGGAUUGCCGCUGCCACAGGGCGUUAUGGUCAAACUGUGCGUGGUUUUAUGGAGAAGCACAGCGAUGGUAUGGGCAAAUCACUCGAUGAGGAAACGGCCAUCAAAGAAGUGAUUCGCACCAUGAUAACAGUCACUCCAAUGGGACAAAGUCAGUUCGAUGUGGCCGUCCUGAAGUAUGAUCAACCAUUGCGUAUGGUGGAUCGUCAAAUUAUAGCCGAUUAUGCUCGGGUGAUCGAAAAACAAAAUGAGCUGGAGGCUCGCCAGGCCCAACAACUCAAUAAUUUGACUCAAUCUUAAAUCCAUUUAUGUUUUGCCCAUUGGCCUAAUACUAAAUGAAACACUGUCUCUUUUUGCUUGUUGUUCUUAGCAAUUUAA